Messenger RNA from Symphalangus syndactylus (siamang), 912 nucleotides. Its product is annotated as olfactory receptor 4A5-like. Gene Ontology annotation, molecular function: G protein-coupled receptor activity; olfactory receptor activity. Gene Ontology annotation, cellular component: membrane. NCBI's taxonomy places the organism in Eukaryota, Metazoa, Chordata, Mammalia, Primates, Hylobatidae. The record is from RefSeq and is a predicted model, not a curated record. Gene Ontology annotation, biological process: G protein-coupled receptor signaling pathway.
AUGAGACAGAAGAACAAUAUUACAGAAUUUGUCCUCCUGGGCUUUUCUCAGGAUCCUGAGGUGCAAAAAGCAUUAUUUGUCAUGUUUUUAUUCACAUACUUGGUGACAAUGGUGGGGAACCUGCUCAUUGUUGUGACCAUUAUUGCCAGCCCUUCCUUGGGCUCCCCAAUGUAUUUCUUCCUUGCCUGCCUGUCAUUUAUAGAUGCUGCAUAUUCCACUACCAUUUCUCCCAAAUUGAUUGUAGACUUACUCUUUGAUAAAAAGACUAUUUCCUUCCCAGCUUGCAUGGGCCAGCUAUUUAUAGACCACUUGUUUGGUGGUACUGAGAUCUUCCUUCUUGUGGGGAUGGCCUAUGAUCGCUAUGUGGCCAUCUGUAAGCCACUGCACUAUUUGACCAUCAUGAAUCUACAGGUUUGCAUCCUUCUCUUGGUAUUGGCUGUAACUGGAGGUUUUGUGCAUUCUGUGUUUCAAAUUGUUGUUGUGUACAGUCUCCCUUUCUGUGGCCCUAAUGUCAUUGACCACUUUGUCUGUGACAUGUACCCAUUAUUGGAACUGGUGUGCACUGACACCUAUUUUAUAGGCCUCACUGUUGUUGUCAAUGGUGGAGCUAUGUGUAUGGUCAUCUUCACCCUUCUACUCAUCUCCUAUGGGGUCAUCCUAAACUCCCUUAAAACUUAUAGUCAGGAAGGGAGGCAUAAAGCACUGUCUACCUGCAGCUUGCACAUCACUGUGGUUGCCCUCUUUUUUGUUCCCUGUAUUUUCAUGUAUGUUAGACCUGUCUCAAACUUCCCUAUUGAUAAAUUCAUUACUGUGUUUUAUACAGUUAUCACACCCAUGCUGAAUCCUUUAAUAUACACGUUGAGAAAUUCAGAGAUGAGAAGUGCUAUAAGAAGACUGUUGUGUAAAAACUAG